ACUACAGUGUCGGACUACGGACCAAUCACGAGCAGAUGCUAGAUCUACGCAUGCGCACCAAGCUGAGUCUCGUGGUCCGUCGAGCUGCUGUUGACGCUAUGCUUUGCUGUGGCAGGAAAAAGGGGCGAGAGGCGACUCCGGACUUGGCCACUAGUCCGCGCCGCCAAGCCCAAGGACAGGGAACCAAUGGUAGCACGCGGCCUAAGGAACCACCACCCAUGGUUGUGCAGGGGGAUUUCCGAAAGGUGAGCGGGAUCUCCAACGAGAUAUUUCGGCAGAUCGAGACAGUGGAAAAUGACCAUGACGCAACAACAGCUGCGGCAUUGGAAGCAGUGGAGAGGAGGGGGGAGAUGGUGGUAAGACUGUUAGACCCAAGGCAUCUCGGUCGUGCGGCUGCUGAUGUGGAUAAGCGAUACCUUGCAUUGCAGGACUCUAAGUACGCCGUGCACAUCGUGGAGAUUGUCAAGAGGCCGGGUCAGACGCUGGGUCUAUAUAUUAGAGAAGGCAACGGGAUGGACCGCUCUGAUGGAGUGUUCAUCUCAAGGAUAGCAUUGGAGUCUGCUGUGUACAACAGCGGUUGUCUUAAGGUCGGGGAUGAAAUUCUGGCAGUGAACCUAGUGGAUGUGACACGGAUGAGUCUGGACGACGUUGUGAUCAUCAUGAGCAUACCUCGGCGGCUAGUGCUAGUGACCAGACAGCCCCGUGGAGUGUUGAGUGCGGCGCAGCAACAGAGUCGUACUUUGGAGCCCAAGCCGCCCCCCGUGGUGGUCAUCAAGAAGGAGCUCACCAGGGACGACGAGCCUGAUGACGACGAUGAUGAGAACGGCCUCAGCGACCGACGGUACAACAUAUCACACGGACGCCAUACUGACAGCCUGCGCCGGGACAUGACAGGCAGUCGGCGCACACACCGUGACGAGCGUGACAUGGUGGGAGGGGGGAGAGAGCGCAUGCAGACGUCUCGGUCUCACCUGGCGCUGGGCGUGACGUCACUGAGGUCGUCACAGCAGAGUCUCAACAUGCAAGACAACAGCGAGCUCAACAACUACAUGCUGGGAGGUGGAGACCUGUAUUACAACUCUCGCCCUCAUCAGCCGCAACACACUGCCAUGAGUUUAGAUAGAAGAACAAGCCACGGUAGCAACACAUGGUCUUAUCAACCUCCUCCACCCCCCGUAAUCACAGAACAACCAAAGGCUCAGCAUUUCCAACCGUACGAUAAGGCAUAUCCUAAAACAUUAGAAUCCCUUGCUGAAAAAGUUCAUUCGUUCUACCCCAACUCGAGCACAACCCCGGUGAGACGCAUGUCCGCCACGUCGUCCACCACUCGCCUGUCCUCACUACAGUCACAAUACUACGCUCGGCCCAAUCAGAGAGUGAUCACUAGAUCUGGCAGCGACCAACAUCUGCCUAGAGUGGAGUAUGAUUAUGGUUCCCCCGCCACAACACACAGGCAAGGCACUCACAGUUUGCUGCGGUCUAGUCUCAAGCCAGGGACAAUCAGCAGCUACUACACUGACCGCAGUACACAUGGCAGCUCACACAGCAGUAGGCAACCGAUGAGUGUCAGUGGGACGCUUGGACGUCGUCAGCGGUCGCUGGACUACGCAUCUGACACGGAGGCAACUUGUAGCUCCUACUAUUACUACAGAGACCGGCCUUCUGCUACAGGUAGUCGGAACACUGGAGUGUCAACAUUGUCGCACAUGAGUUCUGCCACACCAAACAGUAUUACCAACCCCGUAGCAACACCACGGGGCAUCAGCCUGAGGUCCAACUCUCUACCAAGGGACAGUAGAGGAUCUAGGAGUCAUCAUCAGAUACCUUCACUAGCUCAACACACUGUCAGUUCCCGGCAGUCCAGUGGAGUCAGGUUUGAGAGGGACUCAAGGUCACUGCUGGACCAAGAUGACAGUGAUGGAGCCUUGUCUGCCCCUGAGUUGCCCAUCGCCAGGAGAAAAGAACGAGCAGACGAGUACCGCGCUUGGUUGUCACGAGCGCCAAGCACCAGUGCCAUCUACGAGAGGAUACGAGCGCGAGACAACAUAACCAGCGCCAGUGUGCUGCGACAGAAGGGCCAGCGAUUCACAUUCAGCGCCGAGAACCUGCCUGAGAGGACCCGACAGUCAGAGCUGCUGUACUCGUCGUACAGGCCGGGUCAGCUGGCAACGAUGGGUCCCAUCACACCUACAGGCACGUCUACACUGGACCGACACACACUGUCCCAGCGCUCGACCUCGCUCAGACGCAUGAGGCACCUGCUGGAACUGGAGGCCAAACACCUCGGAGAGCGCAAGGCUCAAGACGAUCGAGCAAGGGUACUGGAGAUUAAUCCUGCAGAGUUCCUAAAGUACAAGAUGGACAAGCCAGCCGGAGUACUCAACAGUGAGGUGGCUGGUGUCAGUGGACUGUUGUGGAUACAUCUGCUGGCUGGCCGCGGACUUAGGUCCUCUGUCACAUCAUCAUCAGGUGGCAUGAGAGACUUGUACUGUGUGCUGGAGUGUGACAGAGUACACAAGGCCAGGACUGUGGUCAGGACAGGUGAUUUGGUGUUUGACUGGGACGAGACAUUUGAACUGGACUUAGUGUCCAACAGGGAAUUGGAUCUGUUAAUAUACUCAUGGGAUCCACAAUACAGGCACAAAUUAUGUUAUAAGGGCUCGGUACAUUUGGCGACUCUACUGAGAGAUUCACCCAUACACCAGCUGGCACUCAAGAUAGAGCCUCGAGGCACACUGUACCUUCGGCUCAGACACACAGACCCGCAUCACACGUUCCUCAGGAGAAGUAAACAGCUGUUACUGCCCUCACGGUCUGGCGUCUCUAAGUCACUCGUCUCUGGUAUAUUCGGCACCGAGCUAGAGACAGUUGUCAACAGAGAGAACUUGACCGGUGGCGUGCCGGGAGGCGUGGCUACCUCUGUCACCUUGGCAACUGGCACCAACACCUUGGUACCCAUCAUAGUGAGACGUUGUGUGGAGGAGAUUGAGAGGAGAGGACUGGACAUCAUAGGUCUGUACCGGUUAUGUGGGUCAGCCACCAAGAAGAGGAUAUUGAGAGAAGCCUUUGAGAGGAAUGCGAGAACUGUCGACCUAUCUCCUGACAAUGUUCCUGACAUUAAUGUUAUCACAGGGGUACUGAAGGACUAUCUACGAGAGCUACCGGAGCCUUUGUUCACAAAGUGUCUUUACCAAAUGAUGAUCGACGCAUUGUCUGUCUGUCUGCCAGACGACCCUGAAGGCAACGCCAAACUCAUGUUUUCCAUAUUAGACUGCCUUCCUAGGAUUAACAGGGCCACACUUAUUUACCUGAUGGACCAUUUGGCACUGGUAGUGUCACAGUCUGAGCACAACAAGAUGUCUCCUCAGAACCUCGCUGCUUGUUUCGGUCCUGUGUUCAUGCUGCAGAGCGAAGGCCCGGACAAACCUCUCGACUUCAAUCAGCCAAUCAACGCUCUCCGCUACCUCCUCGAAAUCUGGCCUGUCAAGUCAGGCAGUCCGCGAGCUAUUGACCGCGCCUCGCCACUGCCACUGCCGCCCCCUCUGCCAGUCAAACCUCCCGGGUUCUCCCCUCUGAAGGGUGGCGUCGUUCCCACUCCCUCCAAGGGGAUCCGCAAGCCUCCUCCUGCAGUUCCAGCCCGAUGUACGCCAGUCGUCGUAGCUUCCCCGACCAGUGAGUCCUCCCCGGACGAUACUGAGGAGCCAACUAGUGAUGGUUCGGUGAAACGAACCCCCCCUCCAAGGGUGUACCAGCCCCAACACAACGGCCAGAACGGAGUCUCUACCCCUCCCGCCGUACCCAGUCGCAACCACAACCGCCAAAUUUUCUCUAACUCCAAUAAUUUUCCUCACAAUUUAUCGGUUGAGAAGUCACCACAGUCGCCGGGAAUGGGGGGAGCCUACGAUUCAGACAAGUCCUCUCCAAAGGUGAGCCCAGGCUUCGUUAAUGGAAAAAAUAAUUUCCAAGAGGAGAUUCCAGAGGGCUCGACUGCCGAGACAGAAGAGCUUUCUGUGGAGACGCCGAGUUCAUCGACCGGAACCGAAGAAGAUUCUAGGAAAGAAGUCGGGGAAAGAGGGGUAGAAGCAGACGAAGAGGCUAGCGAUGAUGAAGUUGAAAACGACGUCAUGAGUCAGAAGUAAGAAUCGGACGCGGAAAAGAAAUCUUCACUGCCAUACUUAUUUAUCUUAAAAACAUUUUACCUUAUUGAUUUGAAUGUAACGGUUUUUCAAAUUUCUAACUUCAAUAUCUGAACAUAUUGUUUUCUAACCUGUACAUAAUCUGAAUAACCUCUGUUUGUUCUAUAUGUAAAAAUUUAGUGUCGGUUUUGUUAAAAACAAUUUUUUUAAGAAUGAAAUCGGGCACAAAGUUGUGUAUAAAGUGCAGAUCUCAAAGCAAACAGGGGCUCUAGUGUAUAAAGAUUGAAUGAAUAUAGGUAGGUAUUGUGAUAAUUAGAACAAUUUAAGAAUGAUAGCAAUAAAUAGACCACCUGUCGGUGAAAAUUGGGCUACUUACGUUAUACAGUUAUCAUUUGUUGAUAGUAUAUUCACUUUGAAAUAGCUAUACUAUAUAAUGAUAUUAUGUUAGCCUCUCAAAAAUGCAAAUAUACAUGUCUAAUCAAAUAAAUCAACAUAUAAAUUGUGAAAUGAAUUUUCAAAACCUUAACAAAAACCUAAGUGUACAAUAGUUUAUUGUGGUCAAAAAUCCCAACUAUACAAAUUAUACUAUUAAUAACUAUUACAAAUUAUACCUCGAACUAUGUCAAUUACCUUCUAGUGCUUUCGCAAAGUUAAUGAGUCUCGUUAUUGUAUGUAACCAAGUUAUAAAAUAAUCAUACAUGCGCUAUCAAAGACAAUAACUUGUUAAAUUUUCGCUUGCUAAAUCUUUGUGACUGCUUGUGUUUUUGAGAGGUAAAGUAAUUUACUAAUUCAUACAAAUUUUGUCCCACUUUACUUAACAGAUACUUAUGCUAUGACACAUAAGUAUGUUUUUCUUAUUAUUUUACAUUGAAUUCAAGCUAGCAAAAUAUAUCAAGUUGAAGUAUUAUAUACUUCCAUCUGGUAAAAUAAAUGUUACAACAACUUCAAUAAAUAAACAACUUCCACAAUAAUUAAUCAAAAGUUACGGUACUCAUACUUAUUGACAUUUAACUAUAACCAAUUUAUACCCAUUUAAAUUUGAUUAUAUUAUAAAAAUUAUCAGCAAAUCUUUGCUCCCAUAUAAGUAUUUCUCUGAGUUUUUAUUAAAAUACUGAUUAUCAAUAGGCUACUGUAUAAGAAAAUGCCUAUACAAAAUAAUACGUUAUAAAUGAGAUUGCUAUUUUUUGUUUUGACCUCUAGAAUAGGAAUUAAUUUAUUCUCUUAAUUAAGUACUUGUGUGCU
This is a messenger RNA of Macrosteles quadrilineatus (aster leafhopper), 5378 nucleotides long. RefSeq names its product rho GTPase-activating protein 100F-like. Gene Ontology annotation, biological process: signal transduction. The record is from RefSeq and is a predicted model, not a curated record. The transcript has 24 exons. Gene Ontology annotation, molecular function: protein binding. Lineage: Eukaryota; Metazoa; Arthropoda; Insecta; Hemiptera; Cicadellidae. The coding region runs from base 36 to 4139 and encodes 1367 amino acids.